Callorhinchus milii (elephant shark) is the source of this 3637-nucleotide messenger RNA. It is a transcript of the gene map3k9, whose product is annotated as mitogen-activated protein kinase kinase kinase 9. Gene Ontology annotation, biological process: protein phosphorylation. The coding region runs from base 1 to 3288 and encodes 1095 amino acids. The record is from RefSeq and is a predicted model, not a curated record. NCBI's taxonomy places the organism in Eukaryota, Metazoa, Chordata, Chondrichthyes, Chimaeriformes, Callorhinchidae. Gene Ontology annotation, molecular function: JUN kinase kinase kinase activity; ATP binding; protein binding. The transcript is spliced from 11 exons.
AUGGAGCAGCUCAAGGCCAUCUUCGUCAGGUCUCCCACCGCCGGCAGCGGCGCCGGGGCCGCGGGGGAAGACGAGGAGGAGGAGAGGGGCCGAGGCCGGGCCGGGGCCGGCGGGGCCGGGCACGCGGACCGGGAGGCCCCCAGAGCCGUUGCCCGGCAACUGCCGCUCCUGGAGGAGGGAGAGGAGGAGGAGGAGGAGGACCGGGGCAGCCGCGGCCCCGCCAGCCUGUACUGCACCGUCGUCUUCGACUACGAGGCGAGCGCCGAGGACGAGCUGAACCUCCGCCAGGGGGACUUGGUGGAGGUGCUGUCCAAGGAUUUCAAGGUCUCUGGAGAUGAAGGCUGGUGGACAGGCAAAAUCAACAACCAGCUCGGCAUCUUUCCCAGCAAUUACGUCACCAGUGCCCCGAGUUACAGCAAACUGCAAGUUAGGAACACCGAGGACUACCCACCUCCUCUGGAGACUGACUUCAGUGAACUGCAACUUGAGGAGAUCAUUGGCAUUGGGGGCUUUGGCAAGGUUUACAGGGGCUUCUGGAGGACUGAGGAGGUGGCGGUUAAAGCCGCCCGGCAGGACCCGGACGAGGACAUCAGCCAGACCAUUGAGAACGUUAGGCAGGAGGCCAAGCUGUUUGCUAUGCUGCGGCACCCCAACAUCAUCGCCUUGCGAGGCGUGUGCCUGCAUGAACCCAAUCUCUGCUUGAUCAUGGAGUUUGCACGCGGUGGCUCUUUAAAUCGAGUGCUCUCGGGCAAGAAGAUUCCUCCUCAUAUACUUGUCAACUGGGCGGUGCAGAUCGCACGGGGCAUGAAUUACUUACACGAAGAAGCAAUCGUUGCCAUUAUCCACCGGGACCUCAAAUCCAGUAACAUUCUGAUCCAUGAGACGGUGGGGAAUGACGACCUCAGUCACAAAACCUUGAAGAUCACAGACUUUGGGCUGGCUCGCGAGUGGCACAGAACGACCAAAAUGAGCGCAGCCGGAACCUACGCCUGGAUGGCUCCAGAGGUCAUCCGAUCCUCCAUGUUCUCCAAAGGCAGUGACAUCUGGAGCUAUGGCGUGUUAUUGUGGGAGCUACUGACCGGGGAGGUGCCAUUCAGGGGAAUCGAUGGCCUCGCCGUGGCUUAUGGCGUGGCCAUGAACAAGCUGGCGCUGCCUAUUCCAUCCACCUGCCCCGAGUCCUUCACCAAACUGAUGGAAGACUGCUGGAACCCCAACCCCCACUACCGGCCACCCUUCCCCUGUGUCCUGGACCAGCUCACGGACAUUCAGGAGUCUGGCUUCUUUGAGAUGCCGCAGGAUUCCUUCCACUCGCUGCAGGAGGACUGGAAACAGGAGAUCGAGGAAAUGUUUGAUGAACUCCGGGCAAAGGAAAAGGAAUUGCAGACCUGGGAGGAGGAGCUGAGCCGCGCAGCUUUGCAGCAGAAAAACCAGGAGGAGCUGCUGCGGCGGCGGGAGCAGGAGCUGGCUGAGAGGGAGAUCGACAUCCUGGAGCGAGAGCUCAACAUCAUCUUCCACCAGCUGUACCACGAGAAGCCCAGUGUGAGGAAACGCAAAGGCAACUUCAAGAAGAGCCGCCUCAAGCUCAGAGACGGCAACCGAAUCAGUCUUCCCUCCGAUUUUCAGCAUAAGAUCACUGUGCAGGCCUCGCCGACUCUGGACAAGAGGAAGAGCCUGAUCAGCAGCAGCUCCAGCCCCCCAGUGAGCCCCACCAUCAUCCCCCGACUCAGGGCAAUCCAGCUAACGGCGGGUGAAAGCAAUAAAAACUGGGGCCGCAAUGCAGCGUUCCAGUGGGACGAAUGCGACGAGGAAGAGAGAAAGGGCCCCAGAAAGAAAGGGAGGACUUGGGGCGCCAACUCAUCGCACCCAAAGGAUGUGGAAGAGAGUCUUAAACAGCUGGUAGAUGGAACCAAGCAGUGGUCGUCCAGUGCUCCCAACCUGGGGAAGACCCAUCGGAUAGUGGCUCCGAUGCCAGGGUUCAACAGCCUCACUGAAAUGGAGCACGAAGACAGUGAGGCUCUUAAGGACUUUACUCGACUGCAACAAUUUGCUUUACCCAACCACUCCUACCUCACGUUACCAUACUCCAGAAACGAGGAGCAGGAGGGAGCCGUCAGCGAUGUCAAUGAGGAGGCCACUCCGGUUAACUCGGCCACCAGCACCCCCCAAGCGACGCCCACCAACAGCCUCAAGCGCAGCCAGCAGAGGAAGAAGAGCGACGUAGUGCUGGUGGGGUGUGGGGCAGUCCUGGCCGCGGUGGCUCUGGGCUGUGACCUGCUGGAGCUGGGCAAGUGCUGCAUCUCGCAAGAGGACCUGGAGCCAAAGGAAGAGAAGCGGAGGAAGGAGGGGAUCUUCCACCGCACUGGCCGGCUCCAGAGGAGCAUCAGCCCCCCUUCCCGGAAACUCUUCAAGAGGGAGGAGCCACCCUUGGCCUCCUCCGAGCCCUCCACCUCCCUGACCCUGAUCUCGCUGUCUUCCAUCUCGGAGUGUAACUCCACCAGGUCGCUGCUGCGAUCGGACAGUGAGGAGAUGGUGGUGUACGAGAUUGCAGCCACGCCUAACUCGGUAGAGGAGCAGGAGCAGGUGGAGGAGAAGCGGGUGGAGGAGAAGCCCAGGUUCAUGACCAAUCCCCUGGUGGACAUCACCAUCGAGAGCUUCAAACGAGACCCGAAGCAGUCGCUGACCCCGACCCACGUCACCGCGGCCACCGUCGUGCACAGGGGUCACCGGCGGACCCCCUCCGACGGUGCCAUCAAACUGGUGCCCAACCUCUCACCCUCCAAUGGCUUCAGUGCUGCUGUUGUAACAGGUAUAAAUAAAACUCCGAGCCCCAACAAAGACCCCACGGAGGUUCCCCGCUUGCCAGAUCCCAACUGGGUCUUCCCUCCCACACCCAGAAGACGAACCCCCAAACUGGACCUGACGCUGGAGCGACCUAAGACGCUGGAGUUCAUCCCUCGUCCCCGGCCCACUCCUAACCGCCAGCGCCUAGACCCUUGGUGGUUCGUGUCCCCCAGCAGGACACGGAGCGGCUCUCCUGCCAACAGCUCCAGCACCGAGACCCCGACCAACCCAGACUCCUGCCUUACCAGCAGCGGCGGCACUAUGGAGGAGAGGCCAGGCUGCUCCCCCUUCCUGUCCUUCAACCUAGGAACUGGCAGCUGUGAGCGGACCCUGCUGGACACGGACGUGGAGGGUCAGAGCCGGGACGGGACGCUGCCUUUGUGCGGAGCCAGAAUCAAACCCCACAAAACUGCAGCCUUCGAGCUGGAGCACGAGUUCUGGUCCUAGCGGUACAGCAGGAACCAACACAUGAAUCUGCACUGGGAAUGCACUUUGACAAAGGAACUGGCUCGAGCCGAAUGAUGCUGUUAAACACCCUUAGGAACUUGCCUCAAUUCCAAAUCAAUGUCGAGAUUCAUCGAGUUAUUCUCUCCAAGGUUUGUGCCGUCCGUCAUCGUAUAAUCCCAGGUCUGUACUCCACCCUGUCUGCCCCAUGCUCGGUUUCUACGCAUAGGCAUCUCUGUUGACUCCUGGGACCAGCUUACAAUGAGGUCAUUUUGCAAAGAGCCGUGUGUGUGAAUCCUGGAGGAGCCAGUUAUCCGAACUGUGUCCGAGUAUAUGAAAAAGCAUAGUAAUC